This is a messenger RNA of Cladocopium goreaui, 4848 nucleotides long. The record is from the annotation of a GenBank genome assembly. Lineage: Eukaryota; Dinophyceae; Suessiales; Symbiodiniaceae.
AUGACAACACUGGAUGCAGCGACCUUACAGUCCUUGUUGCAGGAGGUAACCAAUGCAGCUCGUGCAGCAGCAGAUGCAGCGAAGUCGACAGCGACCUCGAGCCCUACAUCGAGUAGCAGUGUGGAUUGGUCCAAGUUGCUGUCAAAGCCAAGCAACUUUGACUACAAGAGUCAAGAAGAAGAGAUUCGAAAAGGCAAGAAAGGCGAGAGCAAGGGUAAGCAGUCUUGGAACUAUGAGAAUCGAGAUGAAGUUCCAGGUCAUCAACAACAACAAGCACAGGCAUCAAGCAGUCCUUCCAGAACACCAUCUUCGAGCACUACAUAUCGAAUUGCGCGCGUGGUGGAAGAGCCCUAUGUGACUGAGAUCAAGGAGGUUCCAGUCUUUGACAUGAGGGAGCUUGGUGGUAAUUUUUCAAGCGAAGAUAGCAUUCGAGCUGUCCACUACUUCAUUGGCGAUGAGGAUGAGACCAUGGAGGAGAAUGGCGAUGAGACCAAUUGUCUUGCUGGGCAUGAGAGACCUACCAGCAUCAUCUUGGACUCAGGAGCAGAUGCACCUAUUUUUCCAGCUUCGUGGAUUUGGGCUGGAGAGAGAGUGGAUCAUGGUGGAGGACAUCGUCUUCAAGAUGCGCAAGGAAAUCGAAUUCCCACUUUGGGAAAGCGAGACAUCACUGUGGAGCUCAAGGACAUCCAUGGUGUCAUCAGGUUGAUCCAAGAGGCGCCCCACUUCAUUAGGAUGAUGCGAGCCACUUUGAACGAUGAUUUGAAGGAUUUGGACCAUGGUUGGCAACGACAUCAGUCUGGUUUUGUUGUGGGCUAUCAUAUCAGUGACAGGUUCAUGGACCCCUAUGAGUACAACCCCAACAUUGAAGAUCUCUUCAGGACUACGCUGAUUCAGUUUGAGGAUGGUCAUUGGGAGCUUGUGGAGAUGAUGGAGCAACUUGGAAAAAUGGCUCUUUUGGACGUGCAGUUUGACCAACCUGGCAUGAGAGGAGUCAUCACCAUUCUCACUGACGAUGAUGCGACAGUCCCUGAGGAGCUAGGCUUCAAGUUGGAUGGCGAGCUCAACACUGAAGAGAGAAGGCAGGCUGAUCAUGAAGUUUUGCAUGAGAUUCCAAAAGCGCCUGAGGACGAGAUGGAGAUAGCACAUGAGGCUGAGAUCCAGAAAGCAAUUGCAGCAGAGGAGAAAAUGGAUAAGGUCUUGGUUGAACCCUUUGAUGCAGACAAGUUGGUGGUGAAUGAUGGCCAAGAUGCGCACAUUGUCUAUGACGGGGAGAAGAUUUUGCUUUCCAAGUCUGUUCGACGAAUUGGACAGGACUGGGGCUUGAGUCUAGGGUUUUACAAGGAGUUUUCCUGUCACUCUUUCAACUACCAGAGUGGAUUUGGAGGCAGGAUCGUUCCAACAAAGAGAGAAGCUUUGGCGCUCCCCAGUGCGACUUCUUUGAUUCCUAUGGAGGCCAUCAUGGUGAAAGCGAAAGACCCAGAGGCAGAGGCAGUUAUUAAGAAGGCCAUUGAGGAGAACCGAGAAGAAGGAGAGUUGGAAAGAACGAGAAAGCAAGAUGAGAAAGCAGCAGCAAUUCCAUUUGAGGAGGACGAAAACUUCUUUGAGGCACCACCUACAGAGGAGGUGAAAGAUGUUUCUGGACAAGUUCAACAUUCUCAAGUUGCACCUGGUGAUCUUCCUGCAGAAGUUGGUCAACAAGCCGAGAAGGAAAGUUCAGAAGUCAUUGCAAUGUCAGAUGACACACCUUUGGAGGCAUUGAGAGGCACAGCAGGGAAGAAGGUGGUCUUUGAGAAGAAGGCCCCAAUUCAGCAACAAGUUGGUGCACAACCCCUAAAAGUUCCAACUUCCGGCACUUCAAGCGCUUCGUCAGCAUCUAUGUCUACUUCCACGAAGGCAACUUCAACAACACGACCUGCAGAAGCAGUAGCAGAAGGAUCUCCCAUCAAGAAAGCAAAGAGCGAGCCAAGCAAGAAAGCAAAGAUGAGGAGAGUUGAGGAGGAGAUGGAGUUGAAUAUCAGGUCCAUACGUGUUGGCGAGGAGGAGCUGUUCACAGUGGAUGAAGCAGACAUGGUGGCAGAAGAUCCAAUCAAAGGCUAUGGCAUUGAGGACGAGGUUGAGGAGAACUUUGUUUUGAAAAUUCCAGAGUGUCUUUGGUCAAAUGUGAGUUUGGAUGAGAUGCCAGAAGCACCAACUGAGGAGAUUGAGCUUGAGGCCGACAGGUUUGAGAUCGAAAGGUUGGUGAGAAUGAAUGUUUUGAGAGAAGCAACAGAGAAGGACGAGAACAUUCAAAGGAGCUUGACAGUGAAGUUCGUCAGAGAUUGGAGGAUCAAAGUAAGGAAAGAAGAUGGAGUUCAGGAGAAGAAACAGUGGUUGAGAAGUUUUCUCACUGGGCUUUUGGUGAAGCACUACAUCCUGGUGGACAACAUGGCAGCCAAAACGCUGGCAAACAAAAGAGGAGUAGGACGCAUUCGUCAUCUCAGUGGGAAACUCCUAUGGGUACAAGAGAAAACAGCCAAGGGUGAGAUUGUAGUGACCCAAGUCAGCACAGACUUGAAUAUUGCUGACCUGGCCACAAAGCCUUUGACAGCAUCGAGGAUGAGAACACUUCUCUACCUAUGUGGCAUUGUGGACUCCGAGAACUUCGAGCCCAUUGGCGAGAUUGACUAUGAGAACAUGCAGACAAAACGAAUGGCAUCACAAAAGGUUAAAAGAUUGGCGAAAGUGAUCAUGCGACUCAUGGUACUUGGUGAGCUUGGAGGAGCUGAAGCUUCACUACUUCCAGAAGGAGCACAUCAAUUUUGCAGAGCUGAAAAUGACCCCAAUUUCAUGGAGGAGCACUACACUACAUCAUGGUAUUUUUGGAGACAGUCGGGCUUAGCAUUUGCAUUGGUGCUUGCAAUCAUUGCAGUGGUUUUGGUUUUCUGGAUGGUGAGGGUUUGGAAGCAGCUUCGAAACCUUGCGGAGGCUGUGGAUCACAUCAACAACACAGUGAUUCCACGACUGGUUCAGAGCGAUGUGGAUGAUUGCAUUGAAUCACGAGAUGGACUUCAAGGUCUACGAGGUCAUGUGGAUCGAAUGCAGGCUACGAAUGGUGAGGCCUUUCGAACGGUGAGUGAGGGAAUCACCAAAACUCACAACCUUGCUUCACAGUUAUGGCUUGGUUUAGUUCGCUUGGGUGGCUAUGUUGGAGAGACAGGAGAACCUCUUGAUGAAGAAGAACUUCGAUCUUUGCACUGGCAAAACAGAGAGAAUGCAGAUGAUGAUGCACGCAUGCGAGACGGUGGAAGCAGGAGAUCGAGGUCAACAAGCAGACAUGCCACACCACCUCGAAGAGGUGGAAGCGAAAGUGGAGAAGAAGAAAUCCCGGUGAUUGAAUCACCAACAGAAUAUGGCCCACCUGCAGUAGUUUCAGAACCUGAGCCACAUCCUACACCAGAUCGAGAAGUACAUGCAGAAGAAGCAAACACAUCAGACGCCAUUGAGCAAAGCUUGCAGGAGGAGGCAGAUCGCAUGGAGAAGUUGGUGAAGGAAUUGAAACAACGAAGGGAAGAUGCAGCACUUGUAGGAGACGAGAACGAAGUUCUCUUAGGAGGCGCUCCUUUCGAGUAUCGCGAAAGGGACCGCCUGAGCGCAUCACUACAAGGGCGCAGCCCCAUGUACCGAAGUGCAAGCACUGCGUGGCCGGAAGGUGACCUCCGUGUGCCAAGUGGAAGUUUCUCCAACUUUGGCACGCCCAACCGAAGACCCUUGCAUUCUACGACCUCUUCGCCGUACCAGCCAAGUACCUACAGCCAAUUUGGAGGAGGUGCAACGGAGUCGGGAGAGUCGUCCUUGAAGAUUUACAGCGACCUCUUUGAGGAGGUCAUUGAGCGCGACCGCGUCUUUGGUCCGCUGCUGCGUAAGGUGAAAAGUGCUUAUGACUCCAUGCUACACCAGGAAGUCUCCACCUUUGCUCCGCUCGAUGGCACCGCAGGCAGUUUACGCGCCAGUCGAUCCUCAGAACCCACCAUGCGGGCAGAGGUGACGACGUCGGAGCCCUGGGAGUUGCACCGUGAAAACCAGGCUCUGAAGGAUCUCAUUGAGAGGCUUCAUAUGGAGCUGGAGGAAGCGGUGAAGCGAGAGCAGCGCUGGAAGACCAAGGCGGCCAAAUUGAAGCUGGUGCUCCAGCGCGUGACGCGAGCUUCGGUGCGCGUGGACGGACAAGAGAUCUCCAGCAUUGGCCAAGGCCUAGUCAUUUUGCUGGGCAUUUGCGCUGGGGAUGACAUCCACUUGGCGCAACGUUUGGCGGCCAAAGCCUGCAAGCUACGGCUCUGGGACGCCAGGGAUGGAACGAAGGCCUGGGCAUCUUCGGCCCGAGACAAUGGCUUUUCGGUUAUGGUGGUGAGUCAGUUCACUCUCUUUGCCACCUUCAAGGGUCUCAAACCCAACUUCAACCGGGCCCUACCUGGCGACGAGGCGGAGCCCAUCUAUGAGGCCUUUGUCUCCAGUUGUCGAGAGGUCUUGGGAGACGAGAUGGUGGCCACUGGCGAGUUUGGUGCGAUGAUGCAAGUUGACCUCUGCAACGACGGCCCCGUGACCGUGGAACUCAGCGGCCUCGGACACAAGGCGAAGGCGGUCGCCGGCGCUACCAGGCCCCGCGUGGCGCGGCGCCUGGGGUGCAGCUUGGCAGGAGCAGGGCUGCUUCAAAGGCUACAAGUGGCCCUUUCAGCUGGCUCGAAGCGGCACAUUUAUGGCCUACCGAAGCCAAGGAACUACAGUUGCUGGCCUCCCAUACCAGCUACGGUACCUGGGGUACCUGCGGUACCUGCGGUGCCUGUACCACUGCUUCGAGCCACCGGAUGUCCCUGA